Messenger RNA from Cylicostephanus goldi, 357 nucleotides. The record is from the annotation of a GenBank genome assembly. Lineage: Eukaryota; Metazoa; Nematoda; Chromadorea; Rhabditida; Strongylidae.
AUGUGUGUGGUGUGCAAAGUGGAAGUAUGUAACACAGCACGGCAACGACAUGUGUUUAUGGUGCAUGUGAAAAAGGACGAUAUGUAUCAAUGCCCAGAGUGUGACUACUUGAAUUCGAACUCGGUUUGGGAGGCGAAAAAGCAUUGCACGAGUCAGCAUGGGAAAGGAGUGGAACCUAUUAGCAACGAGGAGAAUUACAAGUCGCUUAUUUUGAUGUGGAACAAACGCUGUUUCCCGGAAUGGAAGCAAAAACGGCCGCAGUGGUGGUCUUCUGAUGAGAACUCGAAUGGAUUAAUUGGUUACAAGGAUUAUAAAGACGUGAAGAUGGAUAAUGAUGAGGUUACGGCGAUGAUUAGG